Brassica oleracea var. oleracea is the source of this 1214-nucleotide messenger RNA. Its product is annotated as transketolase-1, chloroplastic-like. The transcript is spliced from 2 exons. Gene Ontology annotation, molecular function: transketolase activity. Lineage: Eukaryota; Viridiplantae; Streptophyta; Magnoliopsida; Brassicales; Brassicaceae. Gene Ontology annotation, biological process: pentose-phosphate shunt. The record is from RefSeq and is a predicted model, not a curated record. The annotation marks the transcript as partial. Gene Ontology annotation, cellular component: cytosol.
ACUGGUGAAUUACCUGCUGGCUGGGAGAAGGCACUACCAACAUAUACACCAGAGUCUCCAGGCGAUGCCACAAGAAACUUAUCACAGCAAUGUCUCAACGCCCUAGCUAAAGUCGUCCCCGGCUUCCUCGGAGGAAGUGCUGACCUUGCAUCUUCCAACAUGACACUGCUAAAAGCCUUUGGUGACUUCCAAAAGGCAACACCCGAAGAGAGAAACCUUAGGUUUGGUGUUAGGGAGCACGGAAUGGGAGGCAUCUGCAACGGCAUUGCCCUUCACAGCCCUGGUCUCAUACCUUACUGUGCAACUUUCUUCGUCUUCACUGACUACAUGAGAGGCGCGAUGAGAAUCUCAGCUUUGUCUGAAGCUGGAGUCAUCUAUGUCAUGACUCAUGACUCCAUUGGUCUCGGAGAAGACGGACCAACCCAUCAGCCCGUUGAGCACUUGGCUAGCUUCCGCGCGAUGCCCAACACUCUCAUGUUCCGUCCCGCUGAUGGAAACGAAACAGCCGGUGCGUACAAGAUCGCUGUCACCAAGCGCAAGACACCGUCUAUCUUGGCUCUGUCUAGACAAAAGCUUCCUCAGCUUCCGGGGACAUCCAUCGAAGGAGUUGAGAAGGGUGGAUACACGAUCUCUGACAACUCGUCUGGAAACAAACCUGAUGUGAUCUUGGUUGGAACUGGUUCAGAGCUUGAGAUUGCUGCUCAGGCUGCGGAGGUGCUGAGGAAAGAAGGCAAAACCGUGAGAGUUGUGUCUUUUGUCUGUUGGGAGCUGUUUGACGAGCAGACGGAUGAGUACAAGGAGAGUGUGUUGCCGUCUGGUGUGUCUGCUAGAGUUAGUAUUGAAGCGGCUUCGACUUUUGGAUGGGGGAAGAUUGUUGGAGGUGAAGGGAAGUCCAUUGGUAUUAAUUCGUUUGGGGCUAGUGCACCAGCUCCAUUACUCUACAAGGAGUUUGGUAUCACUGUUGAAGCUGUUGUUGAUGCGGCUAAGUCAUUCUUCUAAGUGACUUUACCAUUUCACAACAUUGUCUCACUACCUCAAAAUAAAGUGCAACAAGACGCAAAGAGACUCUUCGUUCUUUUUUUUUGUUUCUUGUAAUGCCGGUCAAGAUAGGUUUUGGGUUUGGGAAGAGGAGAAAGUAGAAGACAAUGUAAAACUCUCUAUGAUCAGUUCUGUAUUGUUGUUAUAUGCUUUGAGUUUCAGCUAAUUUUCACCUA